Molecule: messenger RNA, 5724 nt
Organism: Ornithorhynchus anatinus (platypus)
Lineage: Eukaryota; Metazoa; Chordata; Mammalia; Monotremata; Ornithorhynchidae
Gene: LMX1B
Product: LIM homeobox transcription factor 1 beta
Exons: 8
Coding region: 57-1259 (400 amino acids)
Biological process (GO): regulation of transcription by RNA polymerase II; neuron differentiation
Cellular component (GO): nucleus
Molecular function (GO): DNA-binding transcription factor activity, RNA polymerase II-specific; RNA polymerase II transcription regulatory region sequence-specific DNA binding
Source: RefSeq, a predicted model, not a curated record
CCACCCCCAGCCCGGCCCCGCAGCGGGCCCCGCAGCGAGCCCCGCGGCCGCGCCCCAUGGAUAUAGCAACAGGUCCCGAGGCGCUGGAGCGGUGCUUCUCCCGGGGGCCGGCCGACUGCGCCAAGAUGCUGGACGGGAUCAAGAUGGAAGAGCACGCCCUGCGCCCGGGGCCCGCCGCCCUGGGGGUGCUGCUGGGCGCGGACUGUCCACCCCCGGCCGUGUGCGAGGGCUGCCAGCGGCCCAUCUCGGAUCGCUUCCUGCUGCGGGUGAACGAGGCGUCCUGGCACGAGGAGUGUUUGCAGUGCGCAGCGUGUCAGCAAGCCCUCACCACCAGCUGCUACUUCCGGGAUCGGAAACUCUACUGCAAACAGGACUACCAACAGCUGUUUGCAGCCAAGUGCAGUGGCUGCCUGGAGAAGAUUGCCCCGACGGAGUUUGUGAUGCGGGCGCUGGAGUGCGUGUACCACCUGGGCUGUUUCUGCUGCUGUGUGUGUGAGCGGCAGCUGCGCAAGGGCGAUGAGUUUGUGCUGAAGGAGGGUCAGCUGCUUUGCAAGAGUGACUACGAGAAAGAGAAAGACCUGCUCAGUUCUGUCAGCCCAGACGAAUCGGACUCGGUGAAGAGUGACGACGAGGAUGGGGACGUGAAGCCCACAAAGGGCCAAGCCAGCCAGGGGAAGGGCAGCGAUGAUGGGAAGGACCCCCGGAGGCCCAAGCGGCCACGGACAAUCCUCACCACGCAGCAGAGGAGGGCGUUCAAGGCCUCUUUCGAGGUCUCCUCCAAACCCUGUAGGAAGGUCAGAGAAACACUGGCAGCAGAGACGGGGCUCAGCGUCCGAGUAGUCCAAGUCUGGUUUCAGAACCAGAGAGCAAAGAUGAAGAAGCUGGCAAGGAGGCACCAACAGCAGCAGGAGCAGCAGAACUCCCAGCGGUUGGGCCAAGAAGUCAUGUCCAACCGCAUGGAAGGGAUGAUGACGUCCUACACUCCCCUGGCCGCUCCCCAGCAGCAGAUUGUCGCCAUGGACCAGAGCAGCUACGGCACAGACCCCUUUCAGCAGGGCCUCACCCCUCCUCAAAUGCCAGGUGACCACAUGAACCCCUAUGGGAACGACUCGAUUUUCCACGACAUCGACAGCGACACCUCGUUAACGAGCCUGAGCGACUGUUUCCUGGCCUCCUCGGAAGUGAGCUCCAUGCAGGCGCGGGUGGGGAACCCGAUUGACAGGCUGUACUCUAUGCAGAGUUCGUAUUUCGCCUCCUGAAAGUGAGAGCGAGUGGGAGAGAGAAAGGACCCGCCCGCCCGUCCUCCUGCCCGCCGGCCCGCUCCUCGCUCACAGUGACUGCGUCUCCAGUGCAAACUCGACAGCCAUGCGGUGCCCCGGUGCCCCGCCCCGCCGGCCCUACCAGACACUUCUCCCCCGGGGGAGGCUGAGGCAGAAGCAGCAACUCUCUCUCCCCACUCCUCGGCCCCUCCUCGGCCCAGAGUCUCCAGGUUCCAGCCGGAUGGCGGCCCACGGGGAUCCCUCAGCCGCCACGCCGGAGCCUCUGGUUGGUGUCCGUUCGGGGUUUCCCUGGCUGGGUGGCUGUUUUUUAAAGACCUCAUUGUUGUAAAGGAACAAAACAGACUUGAUGGAAAGUUAGACCUCGCCCUUCCACUCUCUCUCCCUCCUCUAAUCUCCUCAUUGUCUAUUUCUUCCCAUUCUCUCUCUCUGUCUCUCUCUCCUCCUGUUUCUUUCUCACCCUCUUUCUCUCCCACUCUCUUUCCCUAAAAUUUUAUAUUUUUUCUAAAGGGCCCUGCUAGUGACCUCAGUGGUGACCACCGACCAAUAAACUAAGAAACUGGAAGCCUCUCCCCCUCCCCUUUCUGACUGCAUGACCCAAAGCGAUGUUGUGGACUUUUGCCAUUUGAACUGUGAGAAGUUAUAGUAGCUGUGACAUCCAGCAUUGGGUUCCUCUCUACACUUCCUUUUCUUCAUAACUCUAGCCCAGCUCACUAGUUUCUAGGCCAUGGACUGUAGGAUAUUUAGGAAACUGGUAAGGGUGCAACAUGUGGAGAAGACUUAAAAUGGUCUAUGUUGGAGUGGCGAAGGCUGCGUGGCAGGGCCAGGCGUUGAGGCUGCUAAAGAGCUGAAAGUAUUAAAAAACCAAGGUGCUUAAAAGACACAAAGCUUCAUUACCAAAAGGAGAUACCACCAGUGUGCUAUCUUUCUGUGGGCCUGGGGAGAGACUUGGUGGGAAAGCUGAUUGGCAGAGAGGGGGCAUCCACCAGGGGCAUCCACCCUGCCUGUCAGUGUGGGUCUCGCAUGGUGCGGAGAUGAGGAACCCAUGGUCCAGCCAGGCCGGUGCUCUCUCCACCUUGGGCCUGGGCUUCUCAUCCUCCCUGGGGAAGCCCCACUCUGCAUGGGGAGGGGUCUGGCACGGUGGGCAGCCGACAGGCUUCAUCUACCCCUCUCCCUGAGGUUGUCUCCUGGAAGGCUGCCUGCACAGUGGAAAACAGCUACCGGGAAGGGGAGGGCUAGAGAGCCGACAGCAGCUGCCAUCCUCCCGAAAAACCCAGAAUUGUGAGUCACCUGGCCCGGGCCUGCUUGAGGCUGGAGGAACCAAAGCAGAAGGAGCUCAGGGGUGGGAAAGCUUGGACGGAGAGGGCAAGAUCCAGUCGAGCAGUCGGUCCCAGGCCUGGAAAAGCAGCCUCUGGCAGGAUGACCGCACCACUGAUGGCAAAUGCCAACUUACCCUUUUCCCUGGCCCUGCUGUCUUGCCUGGCUCUGAGUGGCACUGGCCCUGGGCUGGUGGAGGGACUCAGUGGGGCUCCGGUAAGGGAAAGGGGGAACUGUGUCCUCUUGGGUUUCAUUUGCAUUUGAUGCAUCUCCCUCCAGACCCAGUCCUUCCUGGGACCCAAACAUUAUAGCCUGAGCAGAGUCACGUGGGCAUGAUGACGGAUGGUGAGAGCCACCUAACCAGAUCCGGGGAGCUGGCUGGGGAAAGGGUGGCCUGCUGGGGAGCUGCAGGGGCGACAGACAACCCCUACCAAAUUCCUACCCAGUUAGCUCAUCCUGAGCCCAGUGGUUAGAGAGUCCUGGCGGAGCAUUGGGGGAGGAACAGCAGGAGGAGAUCAAUCAAUCAGUGGCAUUUAUUAUGUGAUUACUAUGUUCAGAGCACUGUACUAAGCACCUGGAAAAGCAUGAUAGAAUUGAAAGAUAUGCUCCCAAGCCAUAAUGAGCUUACAACCUAGAGAUCGUCCCAGACCUCAAGGGCUUGGCAGAGUCAUGAGGGAGACAGGAAGGAAAUCCAAGCACAGCCCAUAGUAGGGACCCAGGGACAGAGGUAGACAGAUGGAGGGAGGGUGGGAGAAGACCCAGACCUGCCCCAGAGGUCCCAACAGAACGGACAAAGCUAGCAGCCCCUAGCAGCCCAAGAAGGUCCCUGUCCUGACAACUUGCUGCAAUUGUGUGGGCAGCAUGUUUGAGGGAUGAGGCUGGGGAUGGCUUUGCCCCAGGGGUCGAGGAGAGGCAAGGAAGGGGGCCAGGUCCCUGCAGAGCUCCAGGGCAGGGCAGGUGGCCAUGACCAUGUGCCCAUGAGGAGGCAGCAGCGGUUGAAGCGAUGGUCAGGGCUGCUGGGGUUGGAAGGUUUGGAGAUAGCCUUGGUGCCAUUUACAAACAAAAAACACCCGCAGGUUACAUGAGUAGUGACCCUGCCCCCGCCAGGCAUGCAGAAAGCUAGCUCUGUCUCCCGGGGGCCAAGGUUCAUUAAAGCAAAAUAAAUGUCACCGUUAUUUGGAGUGAGGAGGGUCCCCAGGGAGGGUGAUCAUUGUGGUUUUAACCCGAGGCCUGCAGUCAGAGAUUAUAAAGUCACCUUUGACCUUUUUGAUUUGGGUUUACUCUUGUAUAGUCAGGGGAAAUGUCACCGAUCAGGCGCAGGCAGAGCAUGCAUAAUGGACUGUGUCCACCCCUCCGAGCCCCCCGCACCCCGCCUCUCUCUCCCCUCCCCCCGGUUCCCCACGGGACAGCCCUGGCAUCGAUGGCCCCUGCGGGACUUGGGGAGCAGAGGUCACAUGGCAGUUUAUUACCCCCAACUCACCGUGAUCAUUCUCGCCAAGAAAUUAACCCCGCGUCGGUCCCCAUCCAUCACGGGGAUGCGUCGCUGCCCGUCAAUCAUGCUAAUUUGGCGAGGAGUGGAACAUCGUUAGGGCAAAGCCCUGGCGAGAGGCAAUUGAGUGAAAAAUGAUUAAUUAGGGAUCGAGCUGGGCGCCUGGUUGCAGAGAGGAGGUAAUCGUGAUAAGUGGCAGCCGGGCAGAGCUUGUGGGGGAGGGGAUGGGCAUUGGGGGCAUCGAUUUUCUUCCCAAGAUGGUGGGGUCACAGGCGGGUUUGCAGCCUUCAUUGAGCAGGUACUCUGGCCCUGGAUUGCCUGCCAUCGGAGCCCCGUUGCCACUGCUGCCAUGGCACCGCCGCCACCGCAAAUGGGUUUCCCUCGGGCCUGGUCUUUCCCUGCUCUGCCCCAGCACCUCUCCCCACACCAAGCACAAGAGCUGCUCUCCCCCAGUUGCUCUGUCUCUGCCUUAUGGGCUCUCUGUGGGCCAAGGAGAGGGGAGAUCUCUGCUGCCUCCCUGUGCCCUGCCUUCCUGCUUGCCCUUGCCUCUUUUCUGCUGAGGGCUUGGAACCCCUGUGGGGUGAUGUGGUGAGCACAGCCUGGGGCCUGGGAUGUGACCUGCCAGGUUGGGUGGCCCUAAAGAACAAGUCCUAUCAGUAUCCAGUCCAGGCUCUAGGGCCUGUUUCUCUUCCUCCUCCUGCUCCUCCUCCUCCCUGGCCCAUCCCAGCACUGAGGGAGACCCUUUCUAUUCCCACUCCCGUGACUUUAUAGGGCCCUGCCUGCCUGCCUGACUGUCAUGAGGACUUGGGACAAGGACUCCCACUCCUCUCUCCUUGCUCCUCAACCUCCCCUCUCCACCUGUGGUAGACCAAUGUCUUGGCAGAUCCCUCCUCGCCCCCUCCCUUUCUCACCCCACCCUCCCAGGGUGCAAGCUUCUAGGGGCCAGGGAGGUGGUGAGGCGCUGUCGCCUGGGUUCCAAGGGAUUCUCAUAGGAGACCCUGGAAUGCGUCUCCCCUGUCCUGGGUCCCCAGAUCCUGGGCGAGGGACCGAGGGACCCACGGCUCCCGGAGCUUGCCCCUGAGGAGAAACGGGAUCAGGAAGCCCCUGGUAGGUGUCUUGGGGCAGGCCGGCAGAUGUCCCGGGAGAACGCACAAGCCUCGUUGGGUUGGAGCAGCGACUGUGAAGGGACUUUUUGGGCAGUGGAAGGUUAUGUUUCUGAAGAACAUCUUUUUUUUUAGCUGUUUAUGGCUGUAUUCCUUGUAUAUUUAUAUAUUCUGUAUUUAUGUUACCAAAAUGUAGUAUUUUGUAGCUGUCUGUUCCAAUUUGUUUAACUUGUACAAACGCCGACUCCCUCCUCCCCACAACCGUUCACCUUCACCGUAGCUCCUCCUCCUCCUCCCCUUUGUCCUCCUCCGUUGUCGUCGGUAACGAGCCGCCACGUGGGUGCGUAGGCCGGACUUUUAUUUAAUUACUUGUCAUCGUUAAAUUAUUUAUUAGCGUUUUUAAAUCUCAUUCCCUCUGUUCAUUUCCCGCGGCCGAGCUCUCAUCCUUCACGCUCAUAACUUUGUGCUUCUUCCCGUAAAAAAAAGGAAAAAAAAAGAUGACACGAGUAUAUUUGUAAAUAAAAGCAACCUGUACACA